Tetrahymena thermophila SB210 is the source of this 3666-nucleotide messenger RNA. RefSeq names its product tetratricopeptide repeat protein. Lineage: Eukaryota; Ciliophora; Oligohymenophorea; Hymenostomatida; Tetrahymenidae. The record is from RefSeq and is a predicted model, not a curated record. The transcript has 2 exons.
AUGUGCUAAUAAGAAAAUGAAAAUGAAAUCUAUCCUCAUUGCCAAUCAUGGUUUUAAAAUACAAUAAAUUAAACAUAUAUUCAGUUUCACCCACCUUAACUGAUCAAAUUUGCUAAUAUAAGCUAAAUUAGUCAACUAUAAUGCUAGGAGCUUAUUGACACCAGCUAUCUUUAUAAUUCAAAUAUCAAUCAAAUUAUUCUUUGUGCAUAGACUAUUAUAACAUAAUUCAAAAACUACUUUACUAAUUUAGGCAAUAAUUAAAGUUAAUAAGUGUAUUUAGUUGAUUCUUUAAGUUAAACUGUACUUUAACAUAAUAAUAAAAAUAUUGAUUCUAAUAAUCUUGAUGGUUUUUAUUAAGAAGUACUUUCACUUGUAAAUGAAAAAUCAUAAGUGUAAAAAUUGAAUAUCUCUAUUUAGAAUUAUCUAUAAAAUUUAGUUUGCAUACAAAAUAAAGAUUAUUUGGAAAAUAAAAUAUAAUAUUGUUAACAAUAAAUCAAUUUUACAGCGAACAGCACAUAAAAUGUUGUUUUGAUAACUCCUAUAAUUAUAUAACAAAAACAUUAAAUUUCGAAUAUUUUUAACUUAAACUCAAGUAAACUUCAUAACGUUUAAUAAAUACCUUAUUUAAUUGUUUGCUUUUUGUCUGAAAGUGAUUUCAAAACAUGGGAGUAUAACUUGAGCUAAACUUUGGAUUUUUACUUCAUUGUAUUUACUGUAUGUCUUUCAGUUCUUACUAUUCCUCUUUCAAUUUGUGUUUAUGCUUACUAAUUAAGUCACUUUAUCGUAAUUUAUGAUUAAGUUGAUAGCUUAAUAAAUAUUUUGAAAGAAAUGGCUUCACAUAAAUUUGAUAACAAUGCUCUUUCAAACAAUUUAGAAGAUUAAUUUUUUUCUUAUGAAACUAAAUUUCUUUAUCGAAGCUUUUAGGCUAUUUAUUAAAUGUUAUUAUACACAUCAGAAAAUAUUUUUGAAAUGAACGAUACAGAAACGCUAAUUAAGCUGAGUAAUAAUUUAAAACUCUUUAAAGAAUUUAGCAAUAUCCAUGCUGAGGGAAUAACCAAAAAUAACAUAGGUACUCUUCUGUUGGCUAAAGGCCAUCUUUUUGAGUCUCUUGAGUAUUUUGUGUAGUCUGUUGUAUGUGCAAGAUACGAGAUUCAAUAGUUUUGUAAAGAAAAUCCUUACUCGUUUAGUGCUUUUUUACUUUCUGAGUUUGGAUACUCAAAUAAUAUACAAGAAAUUUUAUAAGAAUAAAAUAAUAGAUUUCCGAUAAAAUUAAAAAAAGAGAAGAAAAAGAUCAGUGUGACUAAAUAAAGCUCUUAAAAAAUAGUAAAUUCAUUAGUUAAUAAAUUAAAAAAGUAAACAAGCAAUUAUUCAUAAUCAGUUGAAGUAGAUCCAAGUUUAUUAGAAAAAUUAAAAUAGCACAACUAAUUCUUAUAAUAAAAUAAUAUUAUGGAACAAUAGAUUGUUCUUGAUGAGUUAAAAGAUGAAUUAAAUGAAUAAAGAAUAUACCUUUUGUAAAAUUUAUAUUCAAGAAAUAGAAAUUUAACUAUAACUCUGCUACUUAUUAAUACUUUUCACAAGAAUAGCUACAAUUUUUGGAGUGAGGUAAUUGAGCAAUUAGACUUGCUAAAAAGAAUAUCAGAGUAUCUCCCCUAAAAAGAAUUAUAACUAUAUGAAAUACUAACUGUAAGAUACAAAGCUCUAUUUGAGUUAAAAAAAGUAAAAAAAUUAGACUACGUAGAAAAAUAGAUAGAAAAUAUUAUUCAAAAUUAUAAGCAAUAGAAAGAGCAGUUAUUAUUGAGUAAUUUCUUUAAAAAUAAUACAUAUCAACAAUAAGAAUUUAUAAAUAAAAUCAAAUAAUUUAAUGAAAGUUCUAACAGUUUUGUCAUUACAAAUAACCCUAUAUAUAAAUAUAAAGAUCAAAGUCCCAUUUUGAGGAGUUAAAUCACCUCCUCAGACAAGAAAAAAGCCUAAUUUAUUAAAAAAAGUGUAUAUUUUAAUAAAAAUGAAACAUCUAAAGAUAUUUCAAUACAAGCUUAUAAUUAAAAUAACUCGAUUUAUUAAUUUAUUAUCAAAUUAAAUGAUACAAAAAAGGUAUUUCUUUAGAAUAAAACUCUAAAUAAGGGAUUGCUGAAGCUUAACUUAGCAGAAAAUGAUUAUAAAAAUUACUUUUUAAACAAUGUUAAUGAUAUUAUUAUAUACUGCAAGUAAAACCAAAAGCUAGAUAUUCUUUUUGAAUUUAGAAAUAAUUUAGACUCAGCAGUUUAAGAUUAUUAUUUAUUUAAUAAUUUUUACUCACUAGAUAAUUUAAACUGUUUUUUUAUUGUUUAUAAAUCUUAAUUUUUGGUGAAAUGUGGUUAAUUUAAAAAGGCUGCUGAGAUAUUAACAAGCUUAUUUGAAAAUAAAAAAUAAAUUAUAUCUCACUAUUAAGUAAAAAUUUGUAUGGUGCUGAAUGAAAUUUUUGCCAAAUCGAAAAUUCAAUCUAGAGAAUUUAAUGAAUUUUUUCAAAAAUUCGACAAUAACAUAUCAAUGUAAAUUGCUUUGAUAUUUGAUUGUUAGAACAGUAGUGAAUUAAUCUUUUAAUCAGUUUAACUCUUUAGCAAUCUCAUUAAUCAAGUUCUUAAUUGGGAUAGAGAUCAGUUAGGAAUUAUAUUAGCUCAACAAAAUUAGUAGAUUGUUUAAGAGUUUAUGCCUAUGAUGAAUAUUUAAUAAAUCAAAUUUUUAUAAAACCAAAUUAUAAAAAGACUAAUGGAAGUCAUUAAUGGGGAUAUAAACUAACUUUUUGAAAAACUAAGCUCAAAGAUAUAUGAAGAUAUUUCUCUUUUUGAUGACCAAAAUAAAAAACAGCUCAAUGAUAAAGAUUCUUUUAUCAAUUAAUUAAGCGUUUCUUAAUAAAGUUAAUUUAGUCCUAAAAUUACAAAAAGUUAUGCUUUAGAUAGUGUAUGUGAAGAGAAAUUACUUGUAAACUAGGAAUAAAUUCAAUCUUAAACUUCCUUAAUAAGUGAAGAACCCACUGUUUAUAAAAAUAAUUUAAGAGGUCUUUAAUAAAUUGAAAGUUUUAGCAAUUUUAUUAAGACAAAAGAAACAUACUAAGCUUAGAGAAAUAUCCUAAAAAAUUCAUGUAAAAAGCCUCUAUAAUUGAUUUUCAGUCCAAAAAUUUUAACGCACUAUGGCGAUGAAAGCUUGGUUUAAUCUCAUAUUGAAGAUUCAAACUAAACAGUUGCUAUGAAUGAAAUUUAUUAAUUAACAAGUGAACACUUCUUCCAUAUAUCAAUCCAUAAAGCUCUUUCAAGUUUGUUUGUCAACCAAAUAAAAUAUGAGUAAAUAAAUUAAAGAUUAUAAAAAAGCAGUGGAUUAAAAUUCAAUUUCCAGAACAACUUUAAGUAAUAAAGAUAUAUUAUAUACUGCUCAAAACAACUAAACAUAAAGAAUAAUUGUUUAUUUUUUAAACUUUGCUAAAUUUUAUCUGUGUUAAAUAUUUAAGUGAUAAUAUUACUUCAAUUUGUUGGAUCUUCCUUUAUUGAGUAGUAACCAGGACAAACAUAUAUUUAUAACAAAAUUGAAGUAUUCAGAGUAUUUUAUAAUGAUUAAUAAAUUGUUAAUUUCUUGAAAAACUAGAGAAACAAAGUUAAUUUCUACAGUUAUUCUACUUAAAUAUAACAUUAUUGA